Messenger RNA from Drosophila bipectinata, 2093 nucleotides. Its product is annotated as E3 ubiquitin-protein ligase MARCHF5. Gene Ontology annotation, cellular component: mitochondrial outer membrane. The record is from RefSeq and is a predicted model, not a curated record. Gene Ontology annotation, molecular function: zinc ion binding; ubiquitin protein ligase activity. NCBI's taxonomy places the organism in Eukaryota, Metazoa, Arthropoda, Insecta, Diptera, Drosophilidae. Gene Ontology annotation, biological process: regulation of mitochondrial fission; protein polyubiquitination.
CCUUACUUCAGCAGGCAUUUAGGUCAGUGUCGUUUUAGUAUUCGUUCGGUUCGUAGUGAGUUCGUUGUGUGGCUUCUGUCCUCUAUUUCUCGUCAAAUAAAAAAAUCUAUAGAAAAAAAAUUAUAGAGAAAUUUGACUGAUAAACUGAAAAACGAAAUAAAAUUUCGAUCGGGCAGUAAAAGCUAAAAGCUCCUUAGUGACUACGCCAUAUACGCCAAAUAGCAUAACGAAUCUCAACUUUUAAAAUUUUGUCAUCGUGUCAAUAAUUGUCAAGCCGGCAAAUAUAUAUAUAAUUAUUUUUCUAUAUAUAUAUUUUAAAAAAAUCUCCCUCACGAGUAGUUGAUAGAUUUAGUCCCCCGAAUUCUGAUUAGUAGAGAACUCAAGCCCCGACUCUAUUUUCAACUCAGCCCCGAUGGACGCGUCGGGGCUUGAGUUGUACUACCGUCAGCAACUCCAGGUAGAAAUUACAAAUCACGAUGUGCAACAACAGGCAGUACAACAACAGCAUCAACAAUUACAACCACAAGAACAACAAGAGCUACUAGAAGAACAACGACGACAAUAUCACGAAGUAUCACAACAAUAUCAAGUGAGUAUUGAACAAGAAAUGCCGGGAGUACAUAACCCCAUGAAUGGUGGGCAAACGGAUCCGGAGAAAUGCUGCUGGAUAUGUUUUGCCACCGAGGAGGAUAAUCGUCAGGCUGAAUGGGUUAGGCCGUGCCAGUGCCGUGGCUCUACCAAAUGGGUCCAUCAAAGUUGCCUCUAUCGCUGGAUUGACGAGAAGCAGAUGGGCAAUCAUCGCCGAUCAGUCAUGUGCCAGCAGUGCCAGACAGAGUAUAUCAUUGUGUUUCCGGAAGUGGGACUCCUUGCCGGAGCGCUCGAACGGAUCGAUUUGACGGUGAGAAAGACCAGUCCAUAUCUGGCAGCGGGCAUAUUCACGGGCUCAGCUUACUGGACCGCCAUUACUUUUGGAGCGAUUACUGUAGUACAGGUCAUGGGCCAAAAACGCGGCAUGGAACUCAUGGAGUAUGGUGAUCCUUUCAUGUUGCUUGUGGGUCUGCCCUUUAUCCCAGUGGCCCUUGUUCUCUUCCGAUUCAUUCGCUGGCAGGAUGCUGCCCUGCGUAUCCUGCGCAGUCGCUACAAUAUACUUCACAAGUUGCCGUUCUUCAAAUGGAUCGUUGAGCCGGAUCAGUCGCGUCAAGGAUCGGGCGCUAGCAACAUCAGUCUGCCGCCACUGCCCCCCACUCCGGCCGUAUCCGAGCCACUAUACAUCUCGAGAUUGUUUUGCGGGGCCGUACUGCUGCCCACAUUUGCCACCAUGACUGGAAAUUUAUUCUUCAAUAGCCUACAGGAUCCCCUUUACCGCACUUUGGUCGGAGGAAUAGCUUUCAUCGGAUUUAAGGGUCUUCUGAAGAUCUAUCUACGCCAAAAGCUCUACAUACGCCGUCGUCGUCGCCGCAUCGUCGACUAUACCGACGAAAAUGUAAGAAUCUAUAUGGGCGGCGAAGUACGAGAGGCUCCGCCAGUUCAGGACCCACGUGCCAAUCCAAACCCGAAUCGUGCCAAUCCCAGGCAGAAUGCUGGCCAUGACCAAAACCCAGAUGGAUAUGCCAUUUCCGAUUCCAGUUCAUUGAACUCAUUCGACGGCGAUAGUCUCACCACAUCCGAAGCCGACGAGGAUAUCGAGGCCGAUAAUGGCGAGUUCGGUAUUAACCAAAAUCAACACGUCGACUACAGGAUGCACUAUUUGAAUGCCGAAGUUAAUUUCUAUUCGGUGCACUUCCCUCCACAACAGAUAUUGGGGGGGGAGAUGGAUAUGGAUCUAGACUAGUAACUGGACUAGCAGACUUGGUUAAGCAACUCGCCUGGUAUAAGCACUGUAAAAUUUUCAAGUGGAUCAUCUUCAAUUGGAUAGGAGACCUUUAGUUUGUAUUUUUGGAGCUGUAUUGAUGAGGGAGAUAUAUAGAAUUGCCGCGAGAAUCAAGACGAGGCAAAGCACAGCACCAGCCAAAGAUUUAAUGUGAAACUAAAUUAUAAUGCGAUGCUUUAAAAAUUGAUAACUAUAUAAAGCGCCAGGCAAUUGCUUUUGUUUA